CCAGGGCUGCAAAUGAGUAUAUCCUCCAUACCUUCGUCACCGUCAAUAUCGGGAUCUUCCACGUCAUCGACCGCGCCGAACAUUUCAUUUUGCUAUACAUGGACCACUAAGUUAAAAACGCGAAAAACUGCGGACGGCGAGGCGACGAUUUUAUCGAUUUCUCCGAAAUUCGCGACAGUCCACCAACUUAUUUCGUUUCAAUGGAAUAUUCGAAUUCAUGCCACUUCUGAAAUGAACGAAGAAGACGAAGAAGUGGACUACGUGGCAGUUGACCUUUACCUGGUAGAUGGUCCUGUAAAUGAGGUGAACGUUAUGGCCGAGGUGGGGGCUCUAGAGAAAACAUCCACAGCAACGUUGGGAAGCCUUCCCGCAGGUCAGAAAGAAGCAAAGACUAUAAAAAUGCAAAAGGGCUCUGGUUGUGAGAUAACGGAUGCAGAUCGAGAAUGUGUGUCGAAGUAUUUGAAAGAGAACGUGGAGAAUAUCAUCAAAAUCUCCAUAAUUAUAAAUAUGGAGACACGACUUUUCGAACCAUCAACCUAUUUGGAUGCAAUAUCUCCAACUCCUCGAGCAUCAUUUCUAACGGCAAAUUACAAUGCGAGAGUUAACAGUAAGGUAUGGAAAAGGCGAUCACGGAAAAGGAAUGGAAGAAUCGAGCGAAGAGUGUUAAGUGAUAAAGAGAAGACGAAGUAUGAGAGUAAAGUACAAAUGAUAUUGGAUGAGGAACGGGAGAAGCUGUGUGAUAAACGAGAGAUGUUGAAGGAGGAUGAUGGUGGAUCGAGAAGAGCUUCGUUGAUUUCUCAGUUCAGGGAGAAUCAACAUGAAUCUGUGUUGGAUGAUCAUAUGUUCAAGAGGAUCCUCGUUAGCUGCUGUGAAUCUUGCGAGCAACGUCGUCUAUCGUUCAUGUGUGACAGUCGAACCGAGGAUGAUUCUGAAGGGGAAGAUUGUGAAGACAAUGAAGAAGAUGAUGGAGAAGGUGGCUCCGAUGAUGAGGAAGACGAUGGAGAGGAGCCUCAUUUUGAAUGUGAUAAGAGUGAUAAGGAGCAUGUCCACGAUAUGCUAGCAAAUCUAUACUUCAACAAAGUAGUCCUUCCCGAAAUGGAAUAUGUCGAGGAUUUUGUGGAUUUCCUGAUUGAUGCGGAGCUCAAUGACUUGCCAGUUCUCAAAAGAGCUUGUGAGAGGUAUUUGUGCAGUGAGCUGAAUUCGAAAAAAGACAUUGGAACUUGUCUCCUGUUGGAUUUGCUUUUCAACUCGAUUGUAUUCAACUUGCCUGUUAUGAAGUCGAUGACCUUGACGGAGUUGGCGAAUCGAACGCACGAGUUUGUGGAUGCUGACACACUUUUGGAUCAGGAAGAGUUUAAAAACCUGGAUAAAAGAAUGCGAACGCUUGCCGAUCGGAAUCUCGUGGAGCUCAUCGAGCAAUGUGUUACGUUUCGUGACCAAAAAGCAAGAGUUCGCGUUUUGCCGACCGCCGAAUCAUUUGAUAUUUCGUUCGACUUAACUAAUCAAUAAUAUUAUCGUGUUACUUUUUUCCUCUGUUUUCUUUCUCAUUUUUAAAAAUGAAUGCUUUUUUC
Caenorhabditis elegans is the source of this 1571-nucleotide messenger RNA. RefSeq names its product BTB domain-containing protein (gene C07F11.2). The record is from RefSeq and is marked reviewed. Lineage: Eukaryota; Metazoa; Nematoda; Chromadorea; Rhabditida; Rhabditidae. The transcript has 7 exons. Bases 13 to 1509 code for a protein of 498 amino acids.